AACUUCCACUGCAACAAGAUUCUGAUCGGGUUCUGAUGGUCCAGCAGCUCCAGAACCACGGCAGGACGUGGAGUCUGGACCAGGAGGAACCAGAACUAUCACUGAAGCAAGAGUACCAGGAGAAUCCAGAACCGUCCUGGAUCAAACAGAACCAGGAGGAUCUGUGCGUCUGUCAGGAGGACGAGCAGCCGGACCCGGAGACGUUCAUGACGGUUCCGACUGAUGAAGAAAGUGAUCAGACUGAACCAGAACCAAACCCUGGGUCAGAACCUCUUCAAGGAUCCAAAGUCAAGUCCAGUGAGAAGAGAAGAAAAUAUGCAGAAAGUUCUUCUGGGUCGGAGAGUCUGGAUGAUGGUGGUGGUGGAGCAGCGUCCCCAGCCGAGGACGUUGUCUCUGCAGGUCCAGAGGGAGGACGACCUUCGACCUCAUCGACCCCGCCGCUGCGUGGCUCCGACAGCGGACCCUGUGAAACGCCGUCCGCUCACCGGUCAGCAACCAGCUGGGCCCGGCGGACUCCAGUAGCAGAGAGUCUGUAUUCCUGCAACACCUGCGGGAAACGCUUCCGGUUCAACUGCCGCUACUUGUCCCACAUGAGGACCCAUACGGGGGAGAAACCGUUCUCCUGCAGGCAAUGUGGGAAAAGUUUCACUCAGGGAGGAAGUUUGUGGCGACACGUCAGAACACAUUCCGGAGAGAAACCGUUCAUCUGCAGAACAUGUGGGCGGAGCUUCAGCCAGAAGACGGGUCUGCUGGGCCACAUCAGGACUCAGCACAGAGGGGCGGAGCCAGGCUCUGGCUGA
This is a messenger RNA of Poecilia reticulata (guppy), 800 nucleotides long. NCBI's taxonomy places the organism in Eukaryota, Metazoa, Chordata, Actinopteri, Cyprinodontiformes, Poeciliidae. The record is from RefSeq and is a predicted model, not a curated record.